This is a messenger RNA of Brassica oleracea var. oleracea, 1743 nucleotides long. RefSeq lists its product as uncharacterized. Gene Ontology annotation, biological process: DNA-templated transcription. The record is from RefSeq and is a predicted model, not a curated record. Gene Ontology annotation, cellular component: RNA polymerase III complex. Gene Ontology annotation, molecular function: single-stranded DNA binding. NCBI's taxonomy places the organism in Eukaryota, Viridiplantae, Streptophyta, Magnoliopsida, Brassicales, Brassicaceae. The transcript is spliced from 14 exons. Bases 26 to 1597 code for a protein of 523 amino acids.
ACAACACCGUCACCGAAUUGACAUCAUGACGACGACUGAGUUCGGCAUCGUCUACGCCGUCCACAUCAUCACCUCACACUUCGGUUCCGUCGCAUCGAAAGUGUGCGAGUGUCUUCUCCGGAGAGGACCUCUUUCCUCCCGAGAGAUCUCUCGUCUAGCCGAAUCUGACAUCAACCAUUCCAAAGUCAAGGACAUUCUCUACCUCUUGAUUCAGCAUAAUUGCGUUCAAGCUUUCUCUAUUGAACCGCCCGAUGGUUCAGAGAGCAAAGCUACUGUACAGUACAUUGCACUGUUUAGCAACAUUCUUCACCGUGCGAGGUACAACAAGUUUUCCAAGGUUGUAAACGAAGAGCUUGGCUCUCAGUGCAGCGGGGUGCUUGAUGGUUUACUUAGUAACGGUAGGCUUACCUUGGAACAGCUUAUAGAUAGAGACAGAGAUUCAAAAAAACAAAUGGGUUCAGAAGCUAUCAGAGAUUCUCUUCAGAAACUGGUUGCUGCACGUUUUGUUGAGCGCGUUCCUUCUCCCGAACCUGUUCUUGGAAACAAAGAUGAAGGUCCUGCUCAAAAGAAAAGAGGCGCCAAACCUUCCAAGAUCUUUAAAGAACCAGAAAGCUUAGACGAGCGUAUUCUCGAAGCAGCAACUCCAGUUGACGCAAUAAGGUUUCCAUUUAUAUUCGAGCAAGGCUCAAGUUCAACUGUAGCAGAUGACGACAGCAACAUCUCUGAGGGGAAGCGUAAACAACCUGAAGUGGACUACACAUCAGGUCCGAGCAAUGAGGUAAUCUGGCGUCCUAAUUUCGAGGAGCUCAUCCGCCGCCUUAGACAUAAGGCGUGUGUGGAGAUAGUGAAAGAGCGGAGAGAUGAAGGAUGUGCUAAUGUCAUGAAGGCAAUGUUAGAAGUAGGAAGAUCUCAGGAGAAGAAGGCGAAAACCGACAAGUCCGUUCCAAUGUCAAUGGGUUCCAUUUACGAAGAGCUUAUAAAGACAGACGCAGGCCGCGAAAUGACACAAGAGCGAGUUGAAGCAUGCCUUGAGCAAUUGAGUGCAACGUCUUCUUAUCUACCAGCGUUUGUGAUAGAAUCAGAUGGUUCAUACAUAGUUGAUUUUAAAUCCAUUAUCAGCGUAGCACAGAAAGAUGAGAUGGAAUCGGUAGUUAUGAGAAGAUAUGGGAAAGAAGCUUUCAGAAUGUUCAGAUACUUGUCACAAGAAGACCGUUUUGUUGAGACCGAUAAAAUUGCUGAUGCUGCACUGACUGAAAAGAAAGACACGCCACAAAUCCUUUUGAAGAUGUGGAAAGAUGGUUACUUACAUAUGCAGAAAUUGGCGGUGACGGGAGUGUACAUACCGUUCCUAUUGUGGAAGGUAAACAAGCUGAUUGUGUCGAGGCAAAUGUUGGAUGAGAUGUAUCAUGCUUCCUUAAACUUGAGUCUCAGGUUGACCCAUGAGACGGAUUCAGAGAAAGAGUUGUUGUUGCUGCCAAUGGAGAAACUAGAAGGAGCAUUGAAGGAGAGACGGAAUAAGUACAGAGCUAAGAGUGUGUUGCUCACUUCAGCUAGGUUUAAACUUGAUGAUGCUAUUAUGCUUUUCCAUGACUUCUAGAAGAAGACACCAUUUGUAUUUUCCUUUAUUUAAUUUGUUGGUUGUCUGGCUAUGUUUUCCUUUUCAGUCUACAUUAUCCUAUCUUGUAACAGUUUUUUUUUCUUUAAGGUAAUCACAAGUUGGAACUUUAAAUGUGAUUGAUAUUU